Gossypium arboreum is the source of this 2155-nucleotide messenger RNA. RefSeq names its product ALBINO3-like protein 1, chloroplastic. The transcript has 12 exons. The record is from RefSeq and is a predicted model, not a curated record. Bases 242 to 1846 code for a protein of 534 amino acids. Gene Ontology annotation, biological process: protein localization to chloroplast; thylakoid membrane organization; protein insertion into membrane. Gene Ontology annotation, cellular component: chloroplast thylakoid membrane. NCBI's taxonomy places the organism in Eukaryota, Viridiplantae, Streptophyta, Magnoliopsida, Malvales, Malvaceae. Gene Ontology annotation, molecular function: membrane insertase activity.
GGUUUAUAAAAUUAUAUAUUAAUGGAAGGUAUUUUUAAUGGAUCCCCAUCAUCGCCUACUUCCUCGGAUUUUUUUCCAUUAAAGAAAAAGAAAAAAACAAAAAUAUGUUCCGCUGCCAUAUCUGAUAUCUCCCUCAAAUUCAAAUCCCCAUCAAUCCCAGAAGACCAAGCUUUGACAAAAGCCUUUGCAGUUAUAAGUCUAGGGUUUUCCUGUUUUCUUUUAUUCUUUUUUUCUUUUUUAAAUGGCCUUUUCUCUCUCGUUCAGACCCAACAUGCCCCUCGUUCUAUCUCCUUUCCUUGACCGAACCGGACCCCCCAAUCCUCUUUUAAAUCGACCUCAAUUUCCUGGUUUUUCUGCUCGCGGGCAGUUCCUUCGUGGUUCCCUAUCCGUGGCCAAGUUUGGGUUCAAACCCGGACUCUUGCCCGACCCGGAGGCUUCCGAAGGUGUUCUCAGAGAGCUGUUCACUAGAACUGAAAGCCUUCUUUAUACGAUUGCUGAUGCUUCUGUUUCGUCUUCCGACACCAUUGCUACAACCACUAGUGCUACUAGUAAACAAAAUAAUGAUUGGCUUUCUGGAAUUGCCAAUUCCAUGGAAACUGUUUUGAAGGUCUUGAAAGAUGGGUUAUCGGCUUUGCAUGUUCCUUACGCUUAUGGUUUUGCAAUUAUACUUCUGACUGUGCUUGUUAAGGCUGCUACUUUUCCUUUGACUAGGAAGCAGGUAGAGUCUGCAAUGGCCAUGCGAUCAUUACAGCCUCAAAUAAAGGCUAUUCAGCAGCGGUAUGCCGGAGAUCAGGAGAGAAUUCAGCUUGAAACUGCUCGACUAUAUAAACUGGCAGGGAUAAACCCAUUAGCAGGUUGCCUUCCCACACUUGCGACAAUUCCGGUUUGGAUUGGGCUUUAUAGAGCCCUGUCAAAUGUGGCGGAUGAGGGUCUCCUCACAGAAGGCUUCUUUUGGAUACCCUCCUUGGCCGGUCCAACCACAAUUGCUGCUCGACAGAAUGGCAGUGGCAUCUCUUGGCUUUUCCCUUUUGUAGAUGGACACCCACCUCUUGGAUGGUCAGAUACAUUUGCAUAUCUUGUGUUGCCCGUUUUGCUGGUUAUCUCACAGUACGUUUCUGUCCAAAUCAUGCAAUCUGCACAGAGCAAUGAUCCAAACAUGAAGAACUCUCAAGCGCUGACAAAGUUCCUACCUUUAAUGAUUGGUUAUUUUGCUCUUUCAGUUCCUUCUGGUCUAAGUUUAUAUUGGUUCACAAAUAACAUAUUAAGCACAGCACAACAAGUGUGGCUUCAAAAGUUAGGGGGAGUAAAGAAUCCGGCAAAGCAACUUAAUGAUGAUAUCAUCAAUGAAGAGCAAGCUCGCCUUCAGAAGUCUCUCUCUGAAUUGAAUGCUACCAGAAAAGAGGCCAAACUAGAAGAAAAGUUGACACCCGAGGGGCUGCGCCCUGGAGAACGAUUUAAGCAGCUAAAGGAGCAAGAGGCGAGAAGAAAACAGCAACAAGAAGAAGAAAGGAGGAAAGCUCAAGAGGCAGCAGCUAAAGCUGAUCAAUUAACCAAUGAGAGAAAUGAGACAGUCUUUGAUAAGGAAAAUGGUUCUGGAACUGGCUUAAGCACUAAAAAGAAUGAGAAACAUCAAUCUGUGAUAGGCCAGCGUUCCUCCAAUGUAGGAGGUGUGAAUGGGGACCUCACGAGUCCAGAGUUGAAGGAAAAUCAAAAGGUUUCUUCAUUUAGCAAUAACAAUGAAUACUCGGAACAUGCAGAGAAGGAAGCAGUUGAAGUAUACACAAGUGCAGCCACUUCAAACAACAAAUCUUCUGAAGAAGACAUGCAGGAAAACACAAGGGAGUGACCCAAAAAGCAGAGAAAAAUGGUAACUAUAAACUCAUCAACCAUGGCUACUACAUUAGAAAUCAAGUAUCUCUGGGCUUUAAUGGCGGUUCUUUAGAUGGAAGGUAUGUUGCCUUUUGCUGAUAUGAUAUCUGGUUCAUUUCACACACAACGCAUUUGCAGAAACAACUAAACAAGCAAAGAUACAAGAAAAUGUAAGAUUUUGAUGUUUGACAUGAUAUAAUACUUGUUAUAAGUUGUAACUUGGAAGAGCUCAAACGUUACAUUACUGGUUCGAUAAAAUGAUUAUUAUCGUACAAGUUCAAAAUUA